GAGUCUCUCUCCUGUCGGGGGCUAUGUGACGAUGACAGUGUUUGGUGAGUGUGUUAGAGAGGAACUUGAAAACUUCGCUGCGUUUAUCCAGCACAUUUUAGCAAGCGGACGCUACAUCGUAGGUGCGACCAGUCCAAAAACGGGGCUCGACGGAGCGGGAACGUUGUAGGAUCUCAACAGCAUUGAUUUCCAGCCAACAUGGAUGAUUUAGAUGCAUUGUUGGCGGACCUUGAGUCCACAACAUCUCACAUUUCAAAACGACCACUCUUCCUAUCUGAUGAGACGGCCUACUCUCUUCCUGUUGGGGGUCAUAACCAGCAAGAUAUCUCCUUUUCACCCCAAGGCCUAUCCAUUCCGACUGAGAAAACCCUCAAUGGAGGACAGGAAACAGAUUCAAGAGAUCGUAGCAGUCCACUUCAAGCACCUGGAGAAGAGGACCAUGUAUACAGUUUUCCGAAUAAGCAUAAGAGUAGUGAGUCUUCACCUGCAUUUAACCAGUCCUUUGGCAGUAACCUGUCAGAGCUGGACCGCCUGCUGCUGGAACUCAACUCUGUGCAGCAAAGCACACCCGCCUUCCCUACUGAAGAGGAGGCAGCUCCACCCCUCCCUGCCAGCAUUGUGGUCCACAGUACUCAGGAGAAUGGAGUGUCCAUUCCACCCCAGGUCUCGCCACCUGCGUUGGAAAAGCGCAGUGUCACGGUCCGAGGAAUAGAAGAUGUACGACCAAGUGUAGAGAGCCUCUUGGAUGAGCUGGAGAGCUCUGUACCCUCACUUAUUCCUGCUCCCUUGGUGGUGUCGGAUGGGCAAGAGGAAACACAAGCACAGCAACAAGCACGAAUGUCUGCCUCCUCUGCUACACGAGAGCUCGAUGAACUGAUGGCCUCCUUGUCGGAUUUUAAAGUGCAAAGCAAUUCUGGCUCUCAACUGUCAUUGAAACAGGAAGUCGUAGACCCCCCCUAUGCUGCUGGUUCACCUAUUGUCACCCAUGAUACUCCAUCAAUUACCCAUAUUGACUCAUCUGUGGAUCUUGAUCCAUUAUCUAGUUACACUACACCCUCCUGUACCCCUCAUCCCCUGGAACUCCACAUAGAUGAAGACGGUUGUUCGACCCCUACUUCUCCUACUAAUUCCACUGUUAUGUUGACAACAUCCAAAAAAGAAGGUUGUAGCAUUGUCACUUCAGAGAUCUCUCAUUUUGAGAGCUUCAGUGUUUCUAGUGUUCAAAAGGAACCCGUUCAAACUGACGUUAUUAGCACAAUCAGUCAAUCAGUCACUGAAGUCUCUAAUAAUAAAGCCUCAAGUUCACAGGAAGACGAUUCAAAUAAUUCUAGUUCUGACACUGCUACUCAUAAUCUCUGUUUAGUAGAAGAGUCCAACUCAAGUCCACCUAGUUUGUCCAAACAGCCUAGUCUAACUCAGAGCCCGAGCCCCAUUUCUAAAGAUGGCAACCCAGCACUUGAACCUGGCUUAGAUAUACUUGAAAAGAAUGAAUGUCCUGUAACACCAACAACUGCAGAACCAUUGUCUGCUAGCCCAUUAACCGUUCCAAAACUAUCAGGUCAAGUUUCAAGUAGUGUUCCUAAGAGUCCGGUGUUAAUCCCAAGACUCGCAAGUCCAGUUCCAAAGCUAGAAAGUGAUGUGACUGUCCACAGUGUCACUAGUUCAGAAACUGCCUCAAAAAGUUGUAGUCCAGAGCCAGUCUCUAUGAUUGCACAACCAGUACGUGCAAAAAUUUCAAGUCCAGCUCCAGUUCGAAAAAGUGAAAAUCCAGCCCCAAAGAGUCCUACUGUAGUCAUGAAAAAAACCUACAUGGUCGCAGCAACUAGUACUAGUCCUAGAGAGUCACCAGUUACUCCUGCCGCUAUACAAUCAACUAGCCCGUCUUCGCCUCCUAUCAAAAAUCAGCAAAGUGAAAUAAUGGACUUAACAUGGCCAUGUCGGGAGCCUGUACUGGAGAAUGCCUUAGAUAAACUUUUAGCACCUGAAUUAACUCAAUUAGAUGAGAGCCAUCCACCUACUUCUUAUAUGACUGGGGAUGAGAACAGACCAUGGGAUGAAGAGGAUGGCAUGUACCCAGACGUGAGCCGAGAGGGUACCCUGACACCCAUGACUGAAGCCAGUUGGAUUGAUGAGUGUUUCACCCCCUCCACCUGCCCAGGGACACCAGAUGCAACGCUGGAUCUGCCUACACUGCAGCCAUCUGCCAUCGAGCGUAUAUCUGCUUCUGGCCAAGUAGGAGACACAUCAAAUCAACUCCCAAAAUAAGAUAGUAUGAAGUCAGUGUAAAAGCAGAAAAUAUCUCAAACAGCUUAUUUUGGGAGAGAAGUUCCUCCAAUUUUACUCAAGCUGUGGAAAAGUCUGUUUGAACAUAGUCAGUGUGAUGUGAUGCAUGGAGUGUCUUUGCAUAAGAAUUGCUAAAGCUUCUUAAGGGAUUGGUUUCUUUGUGGAAGUUUCUUGAGGCUGAUGUCGAAAGAAUUGCUAAUAGGAUGACUGCAUGCCCCUACUUGCCUGAGUCAAGAAUUAUGGUCGUCAUUGGGCCGCGCCUGGGAUGUUUGUGCAAUCAGCAAUGAUGCAAUCAUCAAGAGUUACACUUUUGCCGGACUACUUUUCUGUGCAAACACUAUCUAUUCGGUAUACAGUGGGGCAAAUAAGUAUUUAAUCAACCACUAAUUGUGCAAGUUCUCUCACUUGAAAAAAUUAGAGGCCUGUAAUUGUCGACAUGGGUAAACCUCAACCAUGAGAGACAGAAUGUGGAAAAAAAAAACUGAAAAUCACAUUGAUUUAUUUUUAAAGAAUUUAUUUCCAAAUUAGAGUGGAAAAUAAGUAUUUGGUCAAUACCAAAAGUUCAUCUCAAUACUUUGUUAUGUACCCUUUGUUGGCAAUAACAGAGGUCAAAUGUUUUCUGUAACUCUUCACAAGCUUUUCACACACUGUUGCUGGUAUUUUGGCUCAAUUCUCCAUGCAGUUCUCCUGUAGAGCAGAGAUGUUUUGUGGCUGUCGUUGGGCAACACAGACUUUCAACUCCCUCCACAGAUUUUCUAUGUUGUUGAGAUCUGGAGACUGGCUAGGCCACUCCAGGACCUUGAAAUGCUUCUUACAAAGCCACUCCUUUGUUGCCCUGGGUUUGUGUUUGGGAUCAUUGUCAUGCUGAAAGACCCAGCCACGUCUCAUCUUCAAUGCCCUUGCUGAUGGAAGGAGAUUUUCACUCAAAAUCUCUCGAUACAUGGCCCCAUUCAUUCUUUCCUUUACACAGAUCAGUCGUCCUGGUCCCUUUGCAGAAAAACAGCCCCAAAGCAUGAUGUUUCCACCCCCAUGCUUCACAGUGGGUAUGGUGCUCUUCGGACAGUAUUCUUUCUCCUCCAAACACGAGAACCUGUGUUUCUACCAAAAAGUUCUAUUUUGGUUUCAUCUGACCAUAACACAUUCUUCCAGUCCUCUUCUGGAUCAUCCAAAUGCUCUCUAGCGAACCACGGACGGUCCUGGACGUGUACUUUCUUCAGCAGGGGGACACGUCUGGCAGUGGAGUAUUUGAGUCCCUGGCGGCACAUUGUGCUACUUUGUUAUUGUGGUCCCAGCUCUUUGUAGGUCAUUCACUUGGUCCCCCUGUGUGGUUCUGGGAUUUUUAAUCACCGUUUUUGUCAUCAUUUUGACGCCACGGGGUGAGAUCUUGCAUGGAGCCCCAGAUCGAGGGAGAUUAUCAGUGGUCUUGUAUGUAUUCCAUUUUCUAAUAUUUGCUCCCACAAUUGAUUUCUGUACACCAAGCGCUUUACCUAUUUCAGAUUCAGUCUUCCCGGCCUGGUGCAGGUCUACAAUUUUGUCUCUGGUGUCCUUCGACAACUCUUUGGUCUUGGCCAUAGUGGAGUUUGGAGUGUGACUGACUGAGGUUGUGGACAGGUGUCUUUUAUAUCGAUAAUGAGUUAAAACAGGUGCCAUUAAUACAGGUAACGAGUGGAGCCUCGUUAGAAGAAGUUAGACCUCUUUGACAGCCAGAAAUGUUGCUUGUUUGUAGGUGACCAAAUACUUAUUUUCCACUAUCAUUUGGAAAUAAAUUCUUUAAAAAUCAAACAAUGUGAUUUUCUAUUUUUUUUUACAUUCUGUCUCUCAUGGUUGAGGUUAACCCAUGUUGACAAUUACAGGCCUCUCAAAUCUUUUUAAGUAGGAGAACUUGCACAAUUGUUGGUUGACUAAAUAUUUAUUUUCCCCACUUUAGGUAAAAUACUGUACAUAUUUUUCUAUUUUGAUCCUUAACCUGGCUUUGGCUCGUGCUGGCUGAUUUGCAAGCGCUUUGUGAUGGAUGAGUCUCUGGCAUGCCAUGCCUCACUUACGUACAGCAAAUGGCUUUGAGUUGCAUUGACAGAAGAGAGUGAUUUUAUUUUCUGCUGCAAGAAAUUCAAUUGGAUAUGGGUUUGUGUGGUGCAAAUGCAGAGCAUUUUGGCAGUGUUAUUCUUCCUGUGUUUAACGCAAAAUGGAAUUUGGCACAACCUGCACUAUCAUCUCCUCUCCAGCUCAAGUCUGUUAUACGUCGGACAAAAGAUACCUCCAAUGUGCAUCCAAUGUACAAGGAUGGAGCUGUGCGCCGUAAAAUGGGACCAGUUAUAGUGAAUAAGAGUAAUUCACAAGAUCGGCUCAUUGAGGAGCUGCAGGGUAAACUGGGAAUUGGCCGCGUGGAACGCCGUCGCAAACAACAGCCAGAUGACUGGCUGACGGAAGGAGUCAUUGUCAUGUCAAACCCACAACGAAUCCGUGAAGAAAGGGCUGUGGAUAAGGUAGACAUCAGAGAUUUUUAGCAGUAUAACAUCCAGUUCAAAUGUUAAAUUCAGAUUUAGUUUUAUGAAUUAUCUAAGAAGUAGAUGUAAAAUGUUUUGCAUCGUUUAACGCAGUAGCCAGGUUUUACUUUGUCAAUUCUAUUUUCUACCAUUUCUUCGUCUUCUCUCCCAAUGUGCUUUACUUCAUUUGCUCUUCUUUGCCUUUUACUUUCUAACUCCUCCUCUAGAUAAUCAUCCCUCCUGAGUCUCCUGUCCCCCAAAGAAAAGUCCUCUCCCCUUUGAAGUCCCCUCCAGCCCCCAAAAAGCUACCCCCAGUGAAACAGACACCACCGCCACUACCACUACCGCCACCCCCUCCAACACCUCCCCCACCUCGGGAACCUACCCCACCACCUCCAAAGGAGCCUACUCCUCCCCCAAGGGAGCCCACGCCGCCCCCUGUACAGCCUCCUCCAUCACCAAGCCCCCCACCCAAACCUAUCACACCACCUCCGCCUCCCAAGGUCUUUGUAUCAGUGUCCUGUCAGACUGAGUAUGACGCCCUCUUCCCACCUAUGCAGGCAUGGAUCACAUCUCUUCACCUUACUCGUUAUUUUUCACUUUAAAAUCUCUCCAUUUGGUGACCUUUGGUGACAACCACUAGAGCCAUGUCUAAUUAGUUUGACGAUUGCAACUUGAACCUGCAGUUCAUACCUACUGUAUUUAUGGCAGUCACAGGGCUGUAUAGGCCUUAGGUCUGCUUUUGGCAGCAAACUGAAAACAGAUCACCUCUUUCAGCAUCGGCUGAAACCCAGUCAGUCCAGGUUAUGAGUGGUGCUGACAUCCAGGCUAGAGAUAGUGAGACCCUUUUUCUAAUUCUGAUGUCUGACAGUGCCCAGAAAUUUGAGUUCUGAGUGGAGUUUAAGAGAUUAAGGCAGGUUGUACGUCAUGCCCCCUGGCCAUAUGCAGGAAUGGUUAGCUUGCAUUGCAGCUGAAACCUUAUCUGCCAUAUGACAGCACAUUUACCACUACACUUAUAGCCUUUUCCCACUGGACACCCAUUAACUGGUGCCAUAGCUCAGAGAAUAGUAUAGCAGUGUAUCAUCAUUCAUGACCCUUUGAAAGGUGUAUUUUAAAAGUUUUUAGCUGUAAUAGCUUGUUUCAAACAAUGCCACACACUAAACAAAACGUCAUGUUUUUGAUUGUGAAAUUGCAAAUCCAAAAGGUAGGUAUUGUAAAUGCAAAGUUUUCAAGAGGAUUGCUAAUGAUAGACUGAGGUUGUGUAACUUUGGUUUGGUUCAAACCAACUCUGGUGUGAUUGCUCCAUGGUUUAAUUGGUCCCGUUCCAACAAUAUCAUCCCAGCCCCAGUUAGUUAACUAGAGCCUAAACAAGAACAAUCCAUGGAAUAAAGACACAGAAAUCACUUUUACUUUUACUUUGAGAAGUAAUAAUUGAUGUGCACACUCACCAGGAAACUCUUAAAGCUUUUUAAUAUUUUAGAUAUCUCGGCCACUAAGAAUAAUACCUAUUAAAUACUGGAGCACAUGUAACUCUGCUUUGUUGAAAGUUCAAGUUUCAUGACACAAUGCAUUUGAAAUGCUCUCCUAUCAGGUUGUGACUAGAAAUAUCAUCUUUACCGGGCAACUUGGUCUGAUGCUAAAAACGCAGGGUGAACACAUACAGCAUUAAGCUGUGUUCAUACUUGCAGUACUCUGUGCUGGACCAACAACUAGACACAUCAUGAGUAUACAGUGGUACCUCUACAUAUGAAGUUGAUUCGUUCCAGGACCUUGUUUGUAAAUCAAAAUGGUCGUAUGUUGAGCAGGAUUUUCCCAUAACAAUACAUUAUAAUUCCAUUAAUUGGUUCCACAGCCCAAAAACCUACACCAAAUCCUUAAUGCCGUAUUGGCCAGAAUAUACAUAAAACGGCCCUGAUUAUAAGACGACGCCCUCUUUUUCAAGACUCAAGUUUGAAAAAAGACUUUAUGAAUACAAAAUUAAUUUUUAUACAGAAAAUAAUAGCAGUACAUCUGAAACAAAUGAUUAUAACAGUAUAUUUGAGAGAAAAAGCAUGUUAUUUUGCCUCAUUCAAAUCUUAAUAUCUGAACAUUUAAAUAUUUAAACUAGUGCUGCAACAAUUAAUCGAUUAACUCGAGUACUCGGAUUAGAAAAAAAUAUUCAAAUUAAAUUUUGUUGCUUCGAGUAUUCGUUUAAAGUGGCAUUGUAAUGGUUUAUUUUAAAAGUGUUUGCAUUUUGUUUUAUUGAUUAGGGGGGAUACACUGCCCAAAGGUCUGCCUCAUUUCACAUAAAUGAAUCCAGCAGCUCCCUGCUAAGACCAACGUAAGCUAAGUUUUUGUUUGAGCGAAUGUUUUUUAAUGCAUUCGUAAUUUAGUUUAUAGGUGUAUUGCCUGAACAAUUAAAGGAAAAAAAAAAGUUUGCAUUUUAUAGCAUUUAAGCUAGCGGACUUGCGUUAUGCAAGUUAGCCAAUUGUUCUUUAGUUGUACUUAGAUCCUUAUUUAUUAAUUUUUUUAUACCGUUUGAGGCUCAGCUCAGGUAUUUUAAAUUUUUUCUGUUCCUUAUCGAAUUAUUCGAACUAACUAGUUCAUCGAUUAAUCGACCACUAAAAUAAUCGAUAGCUGCAGCCCUCAUAUAAACUAAAGGGCAAUCACAUUCGUAAAUGAAUGGAUUCUGGUUUUUGAAAAGUAAAUAAACCAAUCUAUUGUGAUAAAACAACAACAUUGCAAUAACUGCAUUAACCAUCAAAGUGAGGUCUAACUGUAACUGUAGUCUUGAAACAAAUCUGAAUAAGGAAAAACAUUGCAAUAAAAUAAUGCAAACUGGUUAAACUGGAGAGUAGCUGAGAUCUAUCAUGACAGAACAUUACUCCUCAAGUUCAGCAUUCGCUUAAUUGAUAUCUGGCGCCAUCUAGCGUCGUGAAUGGGUAUAAUGUCUAGACCCCGAAUAUAAGAUGACUCCCACUUUUUCAGUCUUAUUUCAAUGCAAAAAACACAGUCUUAUAUUCGGGCCAAUACGGUAAAUACUGCUGGUGCCAUUACAAAUGGCAAUUACACAUAGCAACAUAAAUUCUAAAUCAAAAUCAGAAUAAUAAAAUAAUAAUUCCUGGAAUAUAUGUAACGAAUUGGGUUCUAAUGUGGUGGAUGUGUUUUGCGUGCUGUUCCUGAGUACACCGCGUGGCUGAUGUGACAGAGUGAGAAAGGUGCAAUAGGAAAUUUUACUUUUUCUUUCAAUGUUUUGUUGUUGGCGUCAACUGUGGCUGACAGCAGGCGUGUUGUGUUGCACAAGUUCUAAAAUAAAUGAUUAAAAACCUGACUAAGCUGGCGAUUUCUUUGGCGAUGUUACUACAAUGAUAGUGCAAUACCACUUCACAGAUGCACACACCAAGCUCAUAUUUCAUCUUCUCCAUCUUCAUUUACAUGGUAAGCGUCACCUUUUUCCUUUUUUAUCACCUGCACUAACCUUCUUGGAACCCGUGUUGAGUUCUCUCACAAGAAAAUCUGUGUGUCUGUCUUGCGGGAAAACAAAGAAACUGCGGCGCUGUCACAAAUCGUCGUAUUUGGAGCAUGUCGUCGGAUGUAGAAACAAACGGCGAGUCAAAUUUUACAUCGGAUGUCGAAGCGAUCGUAUGUCGAGGUACCACUGUAUAAUUGAGCCUUAGAGAUGUUGUUCUUGUGGACACCAAUUUUGAAGUUGUGCUCCUCCAUCAUUUGUGAACCAAUUGUCUUGAAACUAGGUAGCUAUGUAGCACGGGCCAGUAUCUAUCGAUCAUCACAUUGAUUUUUAUUUUAUUUUUUGUUUCAGGCCUGUUUAAUUAAUUACAAAAUUCAAGUUAGGAGUUAAACAAUAGAGGUCAGCCUUCUGUAGGUUAGGAAUUUGUCAAUAGAGAGCUUCCGCGCACAGCACAUGGUCUUAUUGGUGCCUGUGUUGCCUGUAGGUGACAAAUUAGCCAGUAGAGGGCAACUGUCAGCCUGUAGUAGGAGAUGUGCUUGGUACUGAACUUCAGUAUUUGACCGUGGCCGAGAAUUUUAAAAAAAAAAAAAAAAAAGGUGAGUCUAUUUGUUGCCUUUUUCCUCUCAUACUAAACCUCUACAUCU
Corythoichthys intestinalis (scribbled pipefish) is the source of this 8858-nucleotide messenger RNA. Its product is annotated as paxillin-like. The record is from RefSeq and is a predicted model, not a curated record. The coding region runs from base 199 to 2265 and encodes 688 amino acids. Gene Ontology annotation, biological process: transforming growth factor beta receptor signaling pathway; substrate adhesion-dependent cell spreading; endothelial cell migration. NCBI's taxonomy places the organism in Eukaryota, Metazoa, Chordata, Actinopteri, Syngnathiformes, Syngnathidae. The transcript has 7 exons.